This is a messenger RNA of Penicillium atrosanguineum, 1521 nucleotides long. RefSeq names its product Pre-mRNA splicing factor-domain-containing protein. The coding region runs from base 1 to 1521 and encodes 506 amino acids. Gene Ontology annotation, biological process: transmembrane transport. Lineage: Eukaryota; Fungi; Ascomycota; Eurotiomycetes; Eurotiales; Aspergillaceae. Gene Ontology annotation, cellular component: fungal-type vacuole membrane; plasma membrane. The record is from RefSeq and is a predicted model, not a curated record. Gene Ontology annotation, molecular function: transmembrane transporter activity. The transcript is spliced from 7 exons.
AUGGGUCCCGACAACGAAAAAUCCCCCACAGAAUCACAGGCCUCUGUCGAUGGCUCGACUGCUGACAUCGAGUCCGGCAUUGCCGUGGAGUCAAAGGGCUGGCUCCACACGCUUAGCCAGAAGCUAGAGCUUCUGGCCGGGUUGGAAACCCGGGGUAUUGAGCGAGUGCCCGAUGACAUGCGUGGAGGACCCACCUCCACCAAGCAGUAUCUCUCAGCUGCGCUGAUGUGGUUUGGGAUCAACUGCACCGCGAACAGUUUGAACGUUGGCAUUUUAGGACCAUUGGCCUUUCAGCUGGGGUUUGUGGAUGCAAUUCUUUGUUGUAUCUUCGGUACGCUCACAGGCUGUAUUUGUGCCGGGUAUAUUUCAACUUUUGGGCCAGUAUCCGGAUGUCGUACGCUGGUCGUAGCCCGAUAUACAAUGGGAUGGUGGCCCGCCAAGCUGUGUGUUGUACUGAACAUCUUCAUCGCGCUCGGAUACGGCGUGACCAACUGCCUGACCGCUGGUUUAAUUCUCUCGGCCGUCAACGGCCAUGGGAUGAAACCGUGGGUAGGCAUAGUGGUUUCGGCGCUGAUCACCUGGGUGAUUGCGACAUUUGGAUACCGGUGGUUCUUCAAUUUCGAAAGAUUCUGCUGGAUACCUCAGAUCCUGAUCAUGUUUAUUAUGAUCGGCUGUGCUGGUCCCGAUUUCAACCCGGAUAGCCAGAGCGUCGGAGUAGGUGCCGAGUUGGCCGGUAAUCGACUAACGUUCUUCUUUCUCUGCAUGUCAGUCCCCCUGAGCUGGGCUUCGUAUGCGGCGGACUAUUAUGCUUACUUCCCCAAAGACACGGUGAAAUGGAAGGUUGCCCUCUCCACGACAAUCGGCAUCUUUCUUGCCAAAGUCCUCUGUCUCUCCAUCGGCAUCGGUCUAGGCGGCGGCACCCUUACCAACAAGUCCUGGGCCGAAGGCUUCGACAGAUCAACUGGAGGCCUUAUAAUGGCCAGUCUCGCCCCUCUGAACAGCUUCGGUAAUUUCCUCGGCGUAAUCCUCGCUCUCGGCCUAGUUGCCAACCAAGUCCCAGGAGCCUACUCCGCCUCCUUCAACCUCCAACUCCUCGGUCCCUGGGCUCAUAAAAUUCCCCGCUUUAUCUGGAGCACAAUCGCCGUCGUUGUUUACACCGUCUGCGCCAUAGCAGGCGAAGCUUACCUCCUAACCAUCUUCAACAACUUCCUUGCCCUUGUCGGCUACUGGACCAUGAUCUGGGUCGUUAUUACAGCGGAAGAACACACCAUUUUCCGCCAAGAUUUCAACUGGGCCGACUGGAACGACCGCCGUGCGUUGCCCCUGGGCUGGGCGGCAUUAGUGGCCUUUCUGAUCGGGUGGGCAGGCGCGAUCCUGGGCAUGAAUCAGGUGUAUUUUAUUGGGCCAGUUGCGAGGUUGGUGGGAGGUGGGGCGGAUAUGGGGUUACCUAUUGCUGCGUCUUGGACGGCGCUGAGUUUUCCCCCGUUGCGAUACCUGGAGUUGAAGGUUUUCGGACGGUGA